Telopea speciosissima is the source of this 703-nucleotide messenger RNA. Its product is annotated as protein DROOPING LEAF-like. Gene Ontology annotation, cellular component: nucleus. Lineage: Eukaryota; Viridiplantae; Streptophyta; Magnoliopsida; Proteales; Proteaceae. The record is from RefSeq and is a predicted model, not a curated record. The coding region runs from base 80 to 616 and encodes 178 amino acids. The transcript is spliced from 7 exons. Gene Ontology annotation, biological process: cell fate commitment; style development; leaf development.
AUAUCGUCUCUCUCUUUUUCUCUUUUUCUCUCUCUGUGAGAGUAGUUUUGAGAGAGGAAGAAAACAGACAGAGCCAGCCAUGGAUUUCACUCCUUCAUCUGAGCAUCUUUGCUACGUUCGCUGCAACUUUUGCAACACUGUUCUAGCUGUUGGGAUCCCAUGCAAAAGAUUGUUGGAUACUGUAACCGUGAAAUGUGGUCAUUGUAGUAAUUUAUCCUUUCUUAGCACUAGACCUCCUCCACUUCAAAGUCAAUUCUUAGAUCGCCAUUACCCUCUACCACUUCCCUCUCAGAUGCAAGGCUUUUCUGCUGAUUACAGAAAGGGGCAAUCAAGCCAAUCUCUCACUUCCUUCUCUUCCACAUCCAGCGAGCAGCUUUCCCCUAAGGCACCCUUUGUGGUUAAACCUCCUGAGAAGAAACACAGACUUCCAUCUGCUUAUAAUCGAUUCAUGAAGGAGGAGAUACAACGCAUUAAAGCGGCGCAACCUGAGAUUCCGCACCGAGAAGCUUUCAGCACGGCAGCAAAAAAUUGGGCUAGAUAUGUUCCAACGAGUGGAUCAACACCUGACAAUAAUAAGAAUGAACGAAGAACUGGAGGCCAUAUCAUGGAAAGUUAGUGCUGCAUGCCAAAUGAAUUGGAGAUCAAUUUCAGAACAAAAGUUAGGUUCUUUCAACUUUUAUUAAUGACGUUAUGUAAUGGUAAG